Octodon degus (degu) is the source of this 483-nucleotide messenger RNA. Its product is annotated as C-C motif chemokine 2-like. NCBI's taxonomy places the organism in Eukaryota, Metazoa, Chordata, Mammalia, Rodentia, Octodontidae. Gene Ontology annotation, cellular component: extracellular region. Gene Ontology annotation, molecular function: CCR chemokine receptor binding; chemokine activity. Gene Ontology annotation, biological process: chemokine-mediated signaling pathway; positive regulation of ERK1 and ERK2 cascade; cellular response to tumor necrosis factor. The coding region runs from base 1 to 363 and encodes 120 amino acids. The transcript has 3 exons. The record is from RefSeq and is a predicted model, not a curated record.
AUGCUGGUCUCCUCAGUCCUUCUGUGCCUGCUGCUCACAGUGGCCACCUUCAGCACCCUCCUGCUGGCCCAGCCAGAUGGAGUUAACGCCCCCGUCUGCUGCUACACAUUUAACAAGAAGAUCCCACUGAAGAGGGUGAGGAGCUAUGAAAGAAUCACAAGCAGCAGGUGUCCCCAGGAAGCCGUGAUCUUCAAGACUGUAUCGAACAAGGAGGUCUGUGCCAACCCCAACCAGAGCUGGGUCAAGGAGUACAUUGCCAAAUUGGACCAGAAAUCCCAGAAGAAGCAGAACUCAGCCACACCAAAAACUUCAAUGCCUUUGAACAUUAGCUUCACAACCCAAGACCCCAAGAACCUUAGCUAAUUUAACUACCACUGCAGUUUGUAAAUAACCUCUAGUCCCAGUAUGGACUUUAAUAAUAUGAAAUACGAUGUCUUAAAGAAUAUUAAUCUUAUUUAACUUAUUGAUGUUUUAAUUUUAUCC